CAAACUGCGAUACGCUGAGAGUCCAACAUCCGAGAGAGUUUGGCUCUGGGUAACCCAGGUCGUGUGACCUUUCCCCUCCAUUCUGCACCUCUAGCUGCCCGACUGGGUGAGAAGCCGGCGGUUGGGCGCCUUUGUCGCUCCCUCCCGAUCCCCGGUCGUCCCCCUCCGGCCCCUCCGUGCUUCUCGUCAUGGCGGCCCUCAGCAAGUCCAUCCCUCAUAACUGCUACGAGAUCGGCCACACUUGGAACCCUUCCUGCAUGGUUUCCUUCCUACAGAUCACUUGGGGCGCCCUGGAGGAGUCCCUGAAGAUCUAUGCCCCUCUGUACUUGAUUGCUGCAAUUCUCCGGAAACGAAAAAUUGACUAUUAUUUAUACAAACUACUCCCUGAGAUCCUACAAUCUGCUUCAUUUCUGACUGCUAAUGGGGCCUUCUAUAUUACUUUCUUUUGCCUUUUAAGGAAGAUACUUGGGAAAUUUUACUCAUGGACUCCUGGCUUUGGUGCCGCCUUACCAGCAUCUUACAUGGCCAUUCUAAUUGAAAGGAAAAGCAGGAGAGGGCUGCUCACAAUUUAUAUGGCCAAUCUGGCCACAGAAACGCUAUUUAGAAUGGGUGUGGCAAGAGGAACCAUUACAACAUUAAGGAAUGGAGAAGUCCUUUUGUUCUGCAUCACGGCGGCCAUGUAUAUGUUCUUUUUCAGGUGCAAAGAUGGUUUGAAAGGAUUUACAUUUUCGGCACUUAGGUUCAUUGUGGGUAAGGAAGAAAUUCCCACACAUUCUUAUUCACCAGAGACAGCAUAUGCAAAAGUGGAACAAAGGAGAGAGGAACAUAAGGAAAAACCAAGAAGAAUGAAUAUAAUCACUCUAAUUAGAAAAUUUGUGGACUCAGUGUGCAAGCAUGGACCAAGACAUAGAUGUUGUAAACACUAUGAAGAUAAUUGCAUCUCUUACUGCAUUAAAGGUUUUAUCAGAAUGUUUAGUGUGGGAUAUUUGAUCCAGUGCUGCCUCAGAAUCCCCUCUGCAUUUAGGCAUCUGUUUACACAGCCAUCCCGACUACUUUCCCUGUUCUACAACAAAGAAAACUUUCAGCUUGGAGCUUUUCUUGGCUCUUUUGUUAGUAUAUACAAGGGUACUAGUUGCUUCUUGCGCUGGAUCAGAAAUCUGGAUGAUGAACUACAUGCUAUUGUAGCUGGAUUUUUGGCAGGUAUAUCAAUGAUGUUUUAUAAAAGCACAACAAUUUCCAUGUAUUUAGCUUCCAAAUUGGUGGAGACAAUAUAUUUCAAAGGAAUUCAAGCAGGGAAGGUUCCCUAUUUUCCUCAUGCAGAUACUAUCAUUUACUCUAUCUCUACAGCAAUUUGUUUCCAUGCAGCCGUAAUGGAAGUUCAGAACUUGCGACCAUCUUACUGGAAGUUCCUUUUAAGGCUCACUAAGGGAAGAUUUGCUGUAAUGAAUCGAAAAGUCCUUGAUGUUUUUGGUACAGAUGCAUCUAAAUAUUUUCAGGAUUUCACCCCCAGAUUGGAUCCAAGAUACACAGUUGAAACACCAGAAUUACCCAUAGAGUUUUCUUGAAGACGACUAUAAGUUAUUAAUGUGACUAUACGUCUCAUCAUUUUAUUUUGAAGAGUUAAUUAUGUUUAACACGAAGAAGGGGGCCCAAGCUCAAACUUCAGUGUUACUUCAUUUGGAGAUUUUUGUUGUUAUUGAUGUUUUAUUACCAAUCAGAAAUACAGAAGCUUUUUUAGGAAGGUGUUGCUUAAUAAUUAAGCUUCCUCUAUAGCCAGAAUCUAAUUCUGAAUCACAAUAGUGAUUAACAUUAUGAUGUUAUUAUUGAUUAAAUUAUGUCCACAAAAUAUUGAGUGAUAUAUGUAGAGUACACUUAAAAUUACUUUAAAAGAUACCAUUGUUUCAUUCCAAUGUAAUUCCUGGUUAAAACUAAGAAUGUUUCUACAUGUUAGGAUUUACAAAGGGUCAUGGGUACAUGAAUUUGGUCUUUAUCUUUUUAAUUUGAAUUGUUACUUGUAAAGGUGGAAUAUUAGCUUUGAAAGAAUCUUCAUGGGCAAUGCUGCUUUAGUACAGAGCAAUGUAAUUGGAGAAAGCAGCCACUUAUAUUUCAGGGAUGUAAAAAUGGAUCUCACCCAUAUAGGUGAAUGUUGUUAUAUCCGUGCUCUUUAUGUCAAUUGAUAUGACCAUCUCUCCCUACCAGAUAAACUGUUUGUUGGCCCAGUGAACCUACAUAUUAAUGAGUUAGGAACAAAUGGAAAUCUACACAUCUGAUACAGUUAAAAUGUAUGUUUUAAUCUUUUACAAUAGGAUUACACUUGAAUAUUUAAAAACAAAUCUUUUAAACCUAUAGAAAUAUUAUAUUUUUUUCAUUUAUAGAGACUGAAUUCUUUAUUGUUCAGUUUGUGUGCUAUUGUUGUUUUGGAAGACAUCAGAGUCCUAUAGGUUGAAACAAUUUUUGGCAAGUUUAGCAGUUUGUACCUUCACAUCUGUUUCUCCUAAACAAUGGAUAUUUUACAACUAAAAAUAAUAUUCAAAUCCAGUGGUUAUUAAAAAGUGUUAUAUUGUUAAUUAGAUUCGUGUUCUCCAGUUUACUUUUCAGAAAUCACUGUCAUUCUUUUUACUCUGAUUAAAGAAGCAAUAAAAUAGUCACUGCUGAUUAUAAAGUAAUUCAGAAAGCUGAUUGAAGUAUGAUAACUAUUUCAAGUUUUUCAGGGAGAGGUUAUGUAUCUCUAAAUAAGAAACUAAAAUGGUUGUAAUGUCUACAGUUAAGGUAACAUAUAAGAAAGGUGGUAUUUUUAAAAAUAGAUUUUGUUGCUAAAUUUUAGGCCAUUGUAAAUUCAGUACAAUUUGUGUUACAGCAGGAAUUGUAAUCCAGGUGUUAAAAGUGUUUAAUCUCAUAUUUGAUUUCAUCAAGCAUUGCAUACUGCGGUUUGUGUGCAGUCUUAUCCUUGGUUGCUAUGGCAAGUUGAAAUCCAACAAAAAGACAAACUCCAGUAUUUGGUAACAAAGAGCUGCUUUUUGUCAAAAUUUCAUGUUGUGAUUGACUUUUUAGAGUAGAAUUGUCUCUGUGGCAAUACUGUUAAAAGAUCAUUUUGGUUUCAGACUUCAACUUUGAUAAAUAAGUAUAAUUUUAAGUUUUCACUGGAAUCAAAAUGAUGAUUGGUGCUGUGUUUACUUUUUUUAAAUGAAGUAUUAAAGCACUGAAAAAGCACAGCUACCUGCACCUCAUUUUUUUUCUGUUCAGAAUUUAUGUUUAUAAUAUUUUUCCUCUUAGGUUAAAAACACAUUUCAAUCCAUAAGUUAUUAUUUUCAUUGACAUUUCAUUGACAUUUUCAUUGACAUUGUGAUAUUGAAAGACAAUUUCUGUAAGAUUGCAUAGUAAAAACCUGCUGGUCAAAAACUGCAUUUCUAUGAGAUUUUUUUUAUCAGAUUGUACUUAGUUUUUUUUAUUUUAUGUAAAAUGACCAUUAAUGAAGACAGCUGUAGAGAAUGUUUAGCUUGAAUGGGUACUUAGCUAGUUUCAGGGGUGAAUCAAGAAGUUCAGUUUGAUCUCACUAGGACAAAUUUCUAGCAAACAAGAAAAAAUCGUAUUCCUGAAAGACAAAGUGAAUCUUUCUACCUCUUUUCAGGGAUUGAUUGUCAGUUAGUUGGCCUCAGAAAUAAAGUGAAAUAGCUGUCUCCCUUCCAAAACACAUCAUUAAGUUUAUUUAAAUUGUGAAGAAAUCAUAUCUGGUAAGUUUUCACCAAAAAUGGUGGUAAUAAACAGUAACUUGCCCCUUAAUCUUUCUAGCAUCUCUAUGUGAACUGAAAACAGCGCAUUUAAAGCAACAGUAUUGAGCUCGUUUUCUUGUAGUUUUUGUAUUAAUAAAAUCCAACAGCCAGUACCAAUCAAGAUUGAGAUCAGAAAAUAAUAAAUUAUCCUAAUUGUAUUAGAUUUUUACAAGUUUUUAUUAGCUACUUUCAGUACCACUCAUUUCUGAAGUAUCUUUGCUUCUUUUUUUUUCAUAAAUUCAAUAUUGAUUCUGUAAUUUUUUUCACGAUACCUACUUUUUUCUUUGUUUAUUGUUUGAUCAGUUGUUGCUUAAUUUAUAAUUUUAUCAAUUUAUGUUUGCUGUCAGAUUUUAUAAUCCUCUUUUAUCCAAAAUGAACAUAUAUUUUAUGAUACAACCCAGAAUUGUUGGGUUGUAUGGGUUACACAGUAUUUUCUGGUUGCAACCGAGUAUACAUCUCCCUGUAGAUUCUAAACUGUCAUUUGACCUAGAUAAUAAUGCCCUACCCACCAACCCCAAGUUCUACUUGUUUUGUAUCGUAUUCCCAAGUUUCAAACUCCAUUGCUGGUGGAUAGGUAAUAAAAGUGUCUUUAAUGCUCAAGGAACUUUAACACCAGUGUCAAAUCCCUCCUGUGGUGGUGGUUGAGAGGCCUCUUGGCAGCAAGGAAGUGCCCACUGGGAACAAGAACCCAGAUGUUCUUGAUGUGUUUGGAGCAGAGAAGCCAGCAACUCAAGAGAUUCAUUUAAUUCUGCUUAUGAUUUAUUUUCAUACAAAUCUCAAGUAGUUUGAUACAGCAACAAAGUUGUUCUUCACUCCAUAAAAGCAAAAGUACUCAUUUCUAAAUUGUGGCCUUGUUCACUUAAUAAACUUUAUCUCUCUUAACUCCUUGA
Messenger RNA from Cavia porcellus (domestic guinea pig), 4660 nucleotides. It is a transcript of the gene Tmem135, whose product is annotated as transmembrane protein 135. The transcript is spliced from 15 exons. Bases 189 to 1565 code for a protein of 458 amino acids. NCBI's taxonomy places the organism in Eukaryota, Metazoa, Chordata, Mammalia, Rodentia, Caviidae. The record is from RefSeq and is a predicted model, not a curated record.